AUGUGGCCAGUCUUAUUACCGACAAGAAGCCAGCCUGUGACUCUCAAAUACAAUGGUGAACAGAUGGUUUGGGAACCUUGUGGAUUUUACAAGGGGAACUCCGCGGAGUGCAGCAGCAUCGAUGUCCCUAUGGACCAAUUCAACCAAAGUAAUUCCGAGGAUGCAAGUUUCACAAUUCCACUCAUUCGCAUUCGUGGUAUCAACGCAACUCAAAACAUUCUUCUGAAUCCAGGCGGCCCUGGGGCGAGUGGCUUCGAAUUUCUCAAUCAGCAUGGAGAGCAAUUGAGGGCUGUGGUCGGCGAGGGGUUCCACUUGCUAUCGUUCGAUCCCCGCGGCGUGGGUGGAUCAACACCGUUAGCCUCUUGCUAUCCAGAUACCAGAACUCGAGAGCAUUUGGCUCCAGUCAGAUUCCGCAAUGUCAAGAUUGACAGCCCUGAGGCAUAUGCUUGGACACAAAAUUUUGUCAAGGCAUGCCCGGAAAAUAUGGGAAAGCACGCCAAGUAUUUAAAUACCCCUCAAACGGCGGCGGAUAUGAAUUAUAUCCUAGAUGCUCUUGGACAAAAAGACAUGAUAUAUUGGGGUUUCAGUUAUGGAAGCCUGCUCGGACAGACCUAUGCAGGACUUUUUCCUGAGCGAUCGAAACGUGUCAUUAUCGAUGGCGUCGUGGAUCAGUUCAAAUGGUACGAUGGUACUUUUGAAACGAAGUCCCAAGUCGACACGGACAUGGUACUUCACGGGUUUUUUGACGAGUGCGUCAAAGCAGGCUCAAAAUGCUCACUCUCAUCACUUUCAACAUCUUCGGAGGAACUGCGAGAUAUGGUGCUUUUAUCUAUGAAAAAGCUCCAAGAGGAGCCAAUCAGCGCAUACGUGAACAAGGCGUUAUAUGGUAUACUUCGACAUGAAAAAUUAUGGUACGAUGGUGUUUUAUCAGCCCUAUACGACUCUUCCACAUGGGCUUCGCUUGCAAAUCACUUGCACAGUCUCAUCCAAGGGAAUGCGACAGAUGCCUUCCUUGCUUACGGUAUCGAAGACGUUUGGGAUAUGGGCCAUGAGGCAAGUGAGUUUAUCAGACUGAACGAUGGUUUGACUGGCCCCGAGCAUUGGCCCCAGGACAGACAGUCGCUACUUGAUAUCAUCUUGCCUUUGUUCAAUCAAAGCAUGUUUGGCGCUAGCCAGAGCAAAUGGUUCUUCAUGAGACAGCAGUGGGCUGUACCAAGAACACACUCUUAUGUCCCACGCAAGGGGGUCAAGACUGCACAUCCGUUGCUGAUUCUUUCGACCACCUACGAUCCUGUUUGCCCCCUCACACUCGCUCGCUCGGCACAGGAGGCAUUUGAGGGAUCGCAGAUUGUGGAAAUCAAGGGUUACGGCCAUUCCUCUAUUUCGGUGACUUCCUUGUGUACUGCGAAAAUAAUACGAGAGUUCCUGUACAAAGGUAGCCUGCCUAAAACAUAUACGGCAUGCGAAGUGGAUUCUCCAUACUUCAAAGGGAGCGACGCACUCCCUGCAAGAAGAUAUAUUUAA
Molecule: messenger RNA, 1524 nt
Organism: Penicillium crustosum
Lineage: Eukaryota; Fungi; Ascomycota; Eurotiomycetes; Eurotiales; Aspergillaceae
Exons: 1
Coding region: 1-1524 (507 amino acids)
Source: RefSeq, a predicted model, not a curated record